AUGCCCCGACACUUGGACUCAUCUCGAGAUUCCCCAGACUACGACAGCCCACCAGAAGACGUUAGCCCUGGUCUCGUCACGCGAAGACGAACUGGGGUCCUCAAAACUGUUGGCGACCCUGGCCUCGGCAAUACCGCCAUUAGGUCCGGUCAAGUCGAUAUUCCUAUUGUUGAUUUUGGAACCACCAUCACACCUUCUUUGACACCAGGACACAGUAGACCUGCAACCGCUCUUGGAUUCAGCCGACGACCAUCGCAACUAGAAUAUGGUCAGCCUCUAACUGCGCCGGCAUCACCUGUGAACGGCUCUCCGAACGAGCGGGUCUCGCCUAAAGAUGAGAAGCGAUCUCCUCGCGCUGACCGACCUGGGUCGAACCCCCUUGGUGGCCACGGACGGUCAUCGAGCCAGGCCUGGCGGGCUGGCACAGUCCUGGGGCGGCAUAGCCCAACCAGUGGAUUGACAGCAGAGGAGUUUGUGCAGCAGCGGGCGUCCGCACUCAAAUCUCCUCAUGGGUACGUGCCUUACCGCAGUACGUCAUUCAGCAAGGUCGAACAGUCUCCCAGCAGGCUUCGUAAUGGAAGAGAGUCGAACAGUCGACCUUCAUCACGUGGAUCGCUGCUGCAUGAGUUCUCCUCACACUUGAGUGCGCGAGAGCAGGAGCAUGUGGCUCGAAUGACGGGAGGGCCUUUGAUUCAUGUCAGCGAGCGAAGUCGAACGCCUGAUCCAUCGAUUGGGUUGAUCGGAGCCAUCGAGGCGAGAGAGCAGGAGAAACGCAAUAUCCGGGAAGGGCUGGCGGGACAAAUGGUUCAUGAAGCAAUCGCACACCGACAAAAGACGGAGCGAAUGUACGGUUUGGGGCCGGAAGCUGGUCACCCUGAGUCAUGGGCCAAUUUACGAGCACCAUCACCGUCAACUCGGUGGAGUGUGUUUGGGGGACCGGUGUCUCCAUUGCAUUAUCAACAAGCAAUGAUGCAUCAGAGGCAGAGCGGAUAUUUUGCGGCUCAGAGCGGGUAUGAUGGUCGAUAA
Messenger RNA from Exophiala mesophila, 1026 nucleotides. RefSeq lists its product as uncharacterized. The transcript has a single exon. Bases 1 to 1026 code for a protein of 341 amino acids. Lineage: Eukaryota; Fungi; Ascomycota; Eurotiomycetes; Chaetothyriales; Herpotrichiellaceae. The record is from RefSeq and is a predicted model, not a curated record.